Messenger RNA from Diabrotica virgifera virgifera (western corn rootworm), 4908 nucleotides. RefSeq names its product zinc finger protein 883-like. Gene Ontology annotation, molecular function: DNA-binding transcription factor activity, RNA polymerase II-specific; RNA polymerase II cis-regulatory region sequence-specific DNA binding. The transcript has 3 exons. Gene Ontology annotation, cellular component: nucleus. The record is from RefSeq and is a predicted model, not a curated record. Gene Ontology annotation, biological process: negative regulation of transcription by RNA polymerase II; regulation of cytokine production; regulation of immune system process. NCBI's taxonomy places the organism in Eukaryota, Metazoa, Arthropoda, Insecta, Coleoptera, Chrysomelidae. Bases 387 to 1634 code for a protein of 415 amino acids.
UAUGUCUUUUGGGAGGGUUACUAGAACAAUUCUUUGACAAUUAAUAGUAGUAUUAACAUUAUUAUUAUUAGUGUUUGACAAAUAGUACAAUAUUAGUAACCCAAUCACACAGCAUUGCCAGUAUACGCAAGUGACGAUUAAACGAUUAUUCGCCAAGUACACGAGUCGUUUGAGUCCGGCUUAAUGCCAAGCCAAUGCCAUAGGCCACCACAGUACAAUAGGCCACAGCCAAAAAGCCCUUUGCCUUUGCCAUCAAUAAAUUGUGACUGCUUUUUUGGUUUUUUAAUACUUAUUCAAUUAGUAGUAAAUAAGUGCACACUAGUAACAAUACUCGAAUAUUAACAAGAAUAAAAUUCAUCAAGUACGAUAAUUUUAAAAUCAACACAAUGGAAGUAAAACAAGAACAAAAUAAUUUUUCCGAAGAGAAAUGCCUCAUUGCCAGUGAAUCCGCCCAAAGUGAAUUUCGUUAUCCUGUUAAAAGUGAGGUAGAGGAAGACUCAGUUAAAACUGAAAAUAUCGAUUAUUUGGGCUAUGGCAACUCUUCAAAUCAAUCGGGUAUGGACGUUACCACUCAAGACAUGAAAUUAGAGGAGCAGGACAAGGCUGAACAAGUACAUGGUGAAAAUGUUGUGGAAGUUAAAGAAGAAAUUAAGCAAGAGGUUGGGGACUAUGAGGAAAGCCAUGCAGAGAGCCAAUUGUCAAUGUCACUUACCCUUGAAGACCUUAAAGAUGAACCAAAGGAAGAAUGUUCAGGUUUUCUGGACAAGAAUACAAUGGAAAUAACAUUACCUAGUUCAAUGUCGUUUUCUCAUGAAGAGGCAAUUAGAAAACCUGUUCAAAAACACACAGGAAAACAACGUUAUCAAUGUGAAAUUUGUUUUAAGUCGUAUUCCCGUGCAAGUGAUCUGAAAGUACAUAUGAGAAUACACAACGGAGAAAAACCAUAUCAUUGUGAAAUAUGCUUGAACUCGUUUUUCAAAUCACGUGAUUUGAAAAUACACAUGGCCAUGCACAUUGGGGAAAAACCUUAUCAAUGUGAUAUUUGUUUUAAAGGUUUUUCCGAUACAAGUAAUUUGAAACGACAUAUUAGGGUGCACACCAAAGAGAAACCUUUUCAAUGUCAAAUUUGUUUAAAGUCGUUUUCUGAUUCAAGUUAUUUGAAAACACAUGUGAUAAUUCAUACUGGGGAAAAACCUUAUCAAUGUGAUAUUUGUUUUAAGUCGUUUACCCAAAUGUCUACUUUAAAAAUACAUAUGAGAGUUCAUACUGGAGAAACACCAUAUCAAUGUGAAAUAUGUCUAAAGUCGUUUUUCAAAACAAGUGGUUGGAAAAAACACAUGAGAGUGCACACUGGGGAAAAACCUUAUAAGUGUGAUAUUUGUUUUAAAUGUUUUUCCGAUACAAGUUCUUUGAAACGACAUAAUAUGAUGGUGCACACCAAAGAGAAACCUUUUCAAUGUCAAAUUUGUUUCAAGCCGUUUUCUGAUCCAAGUAAUUUUAAAAAACAUAUGAGAUUACAUACUGAAGAAAAACGUUAUCCAUGCGAAAUUUGUUUUAAGUCGUAUUCCCGUGCAUAUGAUCUGAAAGUACAUAAUAUGAGAAAGCACACUGGAGAUAAAUUUUCAACUUCUUAGGAUUGUGUAUCCAGUAGGAAGUUGACAACAACAUUAACCACUAGUCUACUUUAAUAUUUCUUAAAUGCGGAUGUAUGAGCACAUACGCCCCUUGAGCACUCGACAACACGAGUGGAUCAAUUUGGAAUAAUUAAUAGAUAGAUUAGGCGAAAACGGCGGGUUCGUUGGAGAAAAUAUUCCCAUGAGAUUUUUUCAUAAUCACAUUCGUGAGACAUCCCAGAAUAAAUAAGGUUCAAGAAGUCGCCCACGUGAAAAGUGGUCCAAAUUUUUUUUAAUCAAAUUGCAAAAGUAAAUAUUUUCGGCCCGGGCAAAUUUUUUUUUUAGAUAUUUUGGAGCAUUCUGGACAAAAAAAGGUUUCUUAUAAUUUUUCUCUAAAGUUGAUCGUUUUCGAGUUAUUAGCAAUUUAAAUUUAAAAAAACAAAAAUGGCGAUUUUUAAGGCUUAAUAACUCAGUUAAAAGUUAUUAUGAAAGUCAGAAAGUGACUAAAUCAAAGUUUAAAGCUCCCCUACAAGAUCCUGAAGAAAUUUUUGUCAUUAUUUUAUUACUAAGCUGUUAUUUUUAAUUAUAAUGAGCGCCAUGCACGUAUUAGGCACCCGUCAAUGGUGCGUGCGAGAGAGAUGCCAUUCUGGCAGUCAAUGGUGCAUUUUACUCGCACUCACAUUUACAGCCGCGUCAAUACGAUCUUACCGCUCAUUUUUAAUAAUUAAAAAUAACAACUUAGUAAUAAAUUAAUUACACAAAUUUCUUCAGGAUCAGGUAGAGGGCUUUGAUUUAGUCACUUUCUGACUCUUAAUAAUUUUUAACUGAGGUAUUAAGUCUUAAAAAUGGCCAUAUUGCGUUUUUCAAAUUUUAAAUUGCUUAUAACUCAAAAUCGAUCAAAUUACAACAUACCUUUUUUGUCCAGAAUGGUUCAAAAAACCUGAAAAAAACGUGUCCGGACCAAAAAUAUUUAUUUUUACAAUUUGAUUAAAAAAAAUUGUUAAAAAAAUUUGGACCACUUUUAGCGUGGGCGACUUCUUGAACCUUAUUCUGGGGUGUCUCACGAAUGUGAUUAUGCAAAAAAAUCUCAUGGGAAUAUUUUUUCCAACGAACUCGCCGUUUUCGCCUUGUCUAAGAGCGAUAUGGAUAAUAUUAACAUAUUAUGUUCCAAAUAAUUUUCCCAAUCUCAAAAUCUAAUAAGGGUACACACUGGAAAAAAACAUUUUCAAUGUAAAAUUUGUUUUAAGGCAUUUUCUCCGAAUUUGAUGAAAUCGCAUGGGGCACCGACUAGACACGUUAUCAAGGUGAAAUUUGUUUUAAGUCGUUUAUCCUUCUAAGUCAUUUGAAAAGUAUACAGUAUAUGACAAAUACUGUAUAUUCCAGUGUAGAUAGAAUUGAAACGAGACAACUAGUAUGGUAUGGUCUCGUGAAACGAAUGAAUGAAUAUAGAUGGCCAAAGAAAGAAAGUCAUAUUAAAAGGGUGUACUCGGGAGAAUAUUUAUUUUCCUAACAAGUGCAGAAAGUCAUUCUUUUCCGCACGCGACUGCAAUUUGCCGAACGACGCGAAGCGGGAGUUCGGCAAGCAGUCGAGUGCGGAAAAGAGGCUUUCUGCAAGAGUUAGGAACAAUAUUUUUUCUAAGAGUCUUUAAAAAAUUACCAAAUCUUAAUCAAUUAAUUUAAUUAAUAUGAAAAUACAUACACAAAUUAAUUCUUUGACAAGGUUGUCAAAACCAAACUUUCAAUAUAAUUAGUUAGCAUGACGACGAUCUUGGUUUCCAUGACGAUGAUUCAAAACGACUGUUAUUGUCUAUCGAUUUGACUUUCGAAUAUUAUGUCAAAAUAAUUUUAUUUCAUCGAAUUGUCAAUAGUAAUACCACUAGUGAUUCAAUUUUCGCGAUAAGUCUGUCGAUUUACUCCUAAACGAAACCGAGUUGCUUUAAGCAACUCAGUUGAGUUUAGAAAUAAAAGACAGACUUAUAAGAUAAAUUAAAUCACGAGUGGUAUUUUAUUAGACUAUUUCACGAACAAAAUGAUAGGUCAAAAAUUCAGUAGAAUGAGAGGAAGGAAUUUAAUAAUAAUACAUUUGAUCUAGGUAACCCAAAUCAACCCAUUUUUUGAAUAAUUCACAAUUAGUCAUAAUCAUGAAAUAUUUAUUAUAACUAUAAAUAAUUUGUUAUAAUUAUUUUUUACCUAUAACAAUAAAUAGUUGAAGGCCCAGUCUUUUAGAAUGAAUGCUAGUCUUUCGUUGUUAUUUUCUGCAUCUAAUUUGUAGUUGCGAUCCACACAGAACAUCAUAAAUUGUCUCCAUAUAUAAGAUUUAGAUUUUCUUGUGUUACUCGGUAUAUUUUCUUCAAUGUUUUGGUUUAUAACUUCGUUUGAAGCACCACCGAAACGACUCAUUUUGACGUAUACAGCUACAAUAAUUUUUUUGGCAAACGUCAAACUUUGCUUUGCGAUCGGUAUCCAUGGCUACGUCGUUGAAAACACGAAGCUGAUAGACCAAUCAGAAUUGAAAGACAGUUGGUGUUUUCGCGAUAACACAAGCUGUCUUUGGUUUGUGAUUGGUCAGAUUAUGUGAAAAUUUUAAGAUGAGUGAAAUAGUCGCGUUAAUUUCAUUAAAACAGGAACACAAUAAUAUAUAUUUGAAAUAAAUUAGUAAAUAAUAUCUAAAUAUUAGUUUAUUGCAUGUAUUAUAAUUACAUUAAGGCCAUAUUAACAUAUCUAAAUUAACACGCGUGCGGAAAAGUAACACGCGUGCGGAAAAGUGAAACUUUCUAAACUAAAAUGCGUGCGCAAAAGUAGACAUUUUUGCACUCUCUUAAAAAAAAACUGUACCAAUGUGAAAUUUGGUCAAUGUCGUUUUUUUCAAUCAGGUGAUCUCAAAAACCGUACGACCCAGCACCUUGGUAGAAAAGCUGAUCACUGUGACAUUUGUUUGAAGUCAUUUCCUCGUGCAACAACUUUGCAAGGACAUAGGCGAUUACACACUGGAGAAAAACCGUAUCGAUGUGAAUUGAUAGUGCAUAUGGCAAAUUACACAGAAACACGUUAUUAAUGUAAAAUUUGUUGGAAGUUGUUUAUACAUGUAAGGUCUUUGAUAGUAUCACAGUUAAGAAAAAGCUCAUCAGUCUAGAAAUUUGUCAUUGUUUUCCGAAUCAGAUCAUAUGAAACAACAUAAUGUGACAUUGCACACUGUCAAAAAGUCUUCAUAGAGUAAACUUAAUGUAAACAAUUAUGAAUGUUUUGUAUUUUGUUCAUGGAGGACAAUAAAUGUAUACAAUUAUGCUAAAAGAAA